Molecule: messenger RNA, 3550 nt
Organism: Nerophis ophidion (straightnose pipefish)
Lineage: Eukaryota; Metazoa; Chordata; Actinopteri; Syngnathiformes; Syngnathidae
Gene: maff
Product: v-maf avian musculoaponeurotic fibrosarcoma oncogene homolog F
Exons: 4
Coding region: 553-1029 (158 amino acids)
Biological process (GO): regulation of epidermal cell differentiation; regulation of transcription by RNA polymerase II
Cellular component (GO): nucleus
Molecular function (GO): RNA polymerase II cis-regulatory region sequence-specific DNA binding; DNA-binding transcription factor activity, RNA polymerase II-specific
Source: RefSeq, a predicted model, not a curated record
GAUGUCGUUGUGGUUUGUGUUGUGGUUUGUUCAGCCCUUUGAGACAUUAGUGAUUUAGGGCUAUAUAAAUAAUCAUUGAUUGAUUGCUUUGACAGGUAAACAACAAAAAAUGUCUUUCUUGGAACGAGGAACGCAAGGAUUCCUUGUUUACAUCCACCGGGAGUACGCAGCGAGGGUGGGGAUGACUCCGCCCUCAUUCUUUGGCCCUGACGUCAUUGUCGCUUGUGUUUUUUUUUUAUGAAUGAAAGAAUCCCACCUCAGAGAGCAGCGAAGUCAUUCCGGGAAAAGGCGCACUGACAUUUUGUCGCCGCGUUACAGGACAGCGGAUACAUUAUUGUCACAUUUAGAAGACAUCCAACACCGGGAAGGUGUACGUGGUUCGAUAACCGAACACUGGAGGAAUAUUGUCCAAAAUUGAACCCAAGGACAACGCACUUCCUUCUCAACUAGACAUGAGAGUGAAAAAUUGGAACCCUUCACACAAAGAAAGAAGAGUUUUCUGAAUCUGCGUUGACUGGUGCUUGGGCGGGGAAACCCGAGGAGAGCGGCAUCAUGGCAACCGAGAGAAACAGCAAAGCCCUGAAGGUGAAGCAGGAAUGCGGCGAGAACGUGCCCUUCCUGUCAGACAGCGAGCUCAUGUCGCUCACGGUGCGGGAGCUCAACCUCCACCUGCGCGGCAUGUCCCGCGAGGAGAUCCAGAAGCUAAAGCAGCGCCGGCGCACCCUGAAAAACCGAGGCUACGCGGCCAGCUGCCGGGUCAAGCGGGUGUCCCAGCGGGAGGCCCUGGAGCAGCAGAAGAUGGAGCUCCAGCGCGAGGUGGACCGGCUGGGGGCGGAGAACGCCGGCAUGAGGAAGGAGCUGGAGGGGCUCGGCGCUCGCCUGGCAGCGCUGCAAAGGUUCGCCAGAGGCCUGGAGGCCGGGGGAGGCAACCUGCUGGCCACGGCACCGCGCCUCAACACUGCCUCUGUCAUCACCAUUGUGAAGAGUCCGCCACAACCUCAACCACACAGGGAACAGGACCCUUCCUAGGUUCUGUAAACAGACUGGGAGGGGGGGGGAGGGGGGAGUUCAGUAGAAACAAAUACUUUACACACAAUGGAAAAUACACAACAUCAGUGCUACGCCUUGCUCGCCCACACACAGGAGUCAUUCAUUCCUGCAUUUGUGACUUCACUCUGGACCAGCCCAACCUUUUUCUCCGACUCCUCAGUCGUGCUGGUGUAAUGGCCUCAUAGUCACUUGUUUAGUUGACGUCUAGAAUUAAGUCAUGUUAGCGAGGCACUGAUGUACAGUCCUGUGAAAAAGCAUUACUAGCGUCCAUGUUCAAUGACCUCUUUCACGGCAAGGAUGACACAAAAACGACAUCCAUACCAAACCCAUCUGUUUGAAUGUACCCCUUCAGAGUAAUUAUGAGCCCUUAUGGUGGAGGUCUGCACUCUGAUGUCUGAGAUCGUGAAAGCAACAAAUGUAAUGGUUAUUUGCAUAGUUGUACAUUUCUUACGUGACCAUCGUACGUAAUACGCCUGUGUCACCAGGGCUUUUGUGUGCGGCCAAAAGGGCGGAGCUUCGUCCACUUCAGCUUUUGGCUACGCGACCAAAACACCAAAAUUGCGUGGUAAUACCCCAGCAGGCAUAAGUCAUUAAAACAAUGUUGAGAACUUACUGAAUUUGGUCCUGACGUUGAGCAACUUAAACCUAAUGUGAAAACAACAUGCUUUUUGACAACGUUUAUUCAAUGCCAGGGUCCGACCAAGACCUGACUGUUGAAAUUUGGUCAUUCCACAAAUACAACCUUGAACUAAUGUGCUUUUUGAUGACGUUUAAUCAAUGUCAGGUUCUGGCGAAGACUUGACUAUUGAAAUUUGGUCAUUUCCCAAAUACAACCUUGAAAUAACGUGCUUUUUGAUGACGUUCAAUCAAUGUCAGAGUCUAAUGUUGAUUUGACCAUUGAAAUUUGGUCAUUUCAAUAUUCCACAACACAAAUAUAACCUUGAGCAAACAUGCUUUUUGAUGACAUUUAAUCAAUGUCAGGUUCUGACGUUGAUUUGACCAUUGAAAUAUAGUCAUUUAAAUUUUCUACAACACAAAUACAACCUUGAACUAAUAUGCUUUUUGAUUAUGUUUAAUCAAUAUCAGGGUCUGACAUUGGUUUGACCAUUAAAAUUUCAUUUCCGAGCCAACAACGUGGGUCCAACUAGAGAUACCAACGUUGUCUCAAUUUAUAAAUACAACUAUUUUGCAAUGUUGUAUCAAUGUCUUGUGCUUGCUGGGACAAUGUCUGUAUUCCGUGUUGCUUAAAUAUCGGUUCAAACUUACACUUUCUCCACCUCAGUGGCACAACAGGGUUGCGGGCGGCUCGCGUAUCCCACGAACGAUUACAGGAUUUGUUUUAUUCCAAGCCAAGCAUGCUGGAAACUGGGGGCAAUAUGACUUUUAGAUAAAAAUAAAAAAGCUAUUACGGCGGAACGCCUGCUGGAGGAUGGCUGAUGUUGAGGGUUUGUAUUGCCGGUGGCACACCGACACAGUGCCUUCAGUACUUGUGAGAGGUAUGAAACCACACCUGGUGUAAAACAGUUCCUAGCGUACAGUUCCACUCGCAGCACAGCGUCCUCAUAUCUGCUCGACUCCCAACACGCGUUGGUCAUCACCUUUUCUUUGUCGUUGAAACUGCGGCCGAUCCCCCGCACACAUUCCUAUUUACGUGUUCUUAUUUGUAAUGUCUGUAUGUGCCGUCGAGACGCAAAUGUUGAGUGACAUUUAUCAGAGAUAUAUUCUAUAUUUUAUUUGUAUUUAAAGGUUUUGACAAGUUAACGAGUGCUGUGAUGUUCUCUAUGUUUUCAGUACUUCCAUAGUCUGGGGGGGAAAGAGGGGCGGGGUUAUCCAUGUGUCUAAUUCUCGUAAUGUGUGACAACGAUUCCUACUUCACAAGAUGUUUCAUUAUUAGCUCUGUAGAAAUAUGCUCAAAGCCGACGGCCGUAUUGCUGUGAUGAUUUGUGCACGUGUGUUUUUUGCCAUGUUUGUACUGGCUUGCAACAGUGGAUUCUUGGAGGGAUGUUAUUUUUCUAUGAUUGAUUUCUGUUUUUGUUUGUCGUGUGAAAAUGGGGAAGGCCCAGCAGAAGCUUAGGCAAAAGGGCGCAGGGGACGAUAUACGGAUUGCAGAGGUGGAUGUUGGAUGAUGGGUAAAGAAAGUGGUCAAGAAAGCAAAGGAAAGUGUGAAGAGAGUUAGUUGCGUGUUCACUUGAAAAACCUGCAAUGAGUCGGCCACUGAGUCAUACUUUAGACAUUGUAACACAAUUAGACUCGUGUUGAAAAUAAAUCAAAUAUAUGAGGCUCAUAUUUAGCUGUAUGAAUAUGUGUGGUUUAAAAAAUACAUUUAUUAUCUAUAUUUCCAAUGUCUCACCUUUUGUCAAUUUGUGCUGGAUGUUUUGUGAUAAUUGCAAAACAAAAAUGGUCUUUGUAUUUAUUGUACUUUUUCUAUUGUGAAAAUUGAAGUACAUCAUCUAUUUUAUAUAUUAAUUAUAAUAAAUGUUGUACAUAUUGUACAUAAAAA